CGGUCUUACUCUUUUCCACAAUAGUGAAGAACAUUAAAUGGCCAAUCAUUCCGGAAGGCCGACCUUCAGGUCACGCUUCUGCACCGCCUUUAACCACGAGGUCGACGAUCCGAAUGAGUACAUGGUGCACUUUGCCAAGCGGAGGAAGGAUGAGCUCAUAAUCGAGAGCCAGGUCUGCGGUUGGUGCUACAAACUGCAUUACGAAAACUGCGAAAAGCCCAAGUUCCGCAGUAGGCUCCCCAAACUUUCGAAUGUGCGCAUCACCCAGCUGUAUACGAAAUCACCAGCAACAGGAGCUCGAGAAGGAGCAGGAGAAGCAGAAGCUGUUUGUGGGUCGGUGGUGCUGCAGAUGGUGGUGCAAGGACCCUCGACUGCGCCACCAGUGGCACUCGAGCUGACAGCCGGCAAAACCCUAAUUGAAAUGGAGCUAAAGAAUGGUUUUUCAGCCGCAGUGAAGUCGGACCGUGAGCGCUGGCGUAAUUAG
This is a messenger RNA of Drosophila erecta, 484 nucleotides long. RefSeq lists its product as uncharacterized. Lineage: Eukaryota; Metazoa; Arthropoda; Insecta; Diptera; Drosophilidae. The record is from RefSeq and is a predicted model, not a curated record. The transcript is spliced from 3 exons. The coding region runs from base 38 to 484 and encodes 148 amino acids.